Molecule: messenger RNA, 4698 nt
Organism: Anneissia japonica
Lineage: Eukaryota; Metazoa; Echinodermata; Crinoidea; Comatulida; Comatulidae
Product: probable aminopeptidase NPEPL1
Exons: 12
Coding region: 110-1675 (521 amino acids)
Biological process (GO): proteolysis
Cellular component (GO): cytoplasm
Molecular function (GO): manganese ion binding; metalloaminopeptidase activity
Source: RefSeq, a predicted model, not a curated record
AGGUGUCUCAGGGAAAAAAACCCAAACCAAAAUACGACAGAAGUCUGAAGAGGAAGUGGGUGUUUAUCUUUUCAUUACGUACUUCAAUUGAUUAGUAAUUUAUAAUAUAAUGUCUAAUGUAACCUUGCAUUACAGUGCAGGUAAUAGUACCUCAGAUCCAAAUGAUCGACCUGUCGUCAUUAUAGGACAGAUUGGACAUCUAACUACACUUUCAUUCGAGGCUGUUAAAACUAAAUUCGGCGCUCGGGUCGAUGAGGAGACUUUUAAAGUUGCUGUGUCGUCGCUGCAGCCAUCUCCAACUGAUCAUAUAUCAAUAUGGUUCAACAAUGCAACUGUUGCUUCUCUACCCCUGAAAGCUAGUAGGCAUAACACGCCCUCAAGAGCUCAUGCCAUUCCGAAGCUGGUGAAAGCAUACUUGACAAAUGUUGGAGAUGAGUGUGUAGUUAUUGUUUGUGAGCGGAAGUCAGUGUUUGCAUCUGGUUGUGCUGUUGCACGUGCGUUUCCGUUGUAUUCCCGUAAGACAGGUGCAAAUAAACUGCGGAAACGCACUGUAACUGUGGAAUUCAUUCUUGUUGGAGAGGGUAGCAACCAGAGCCUGAGCGAAGACGAGAUGAAGUGUUUGCAAGAGGCUUCCGAAGGCAUCCGUCUAACAGGCCGUAUAGUGGAUGCACCUUGCAACGAAAUGCACACAGAUGCUUUUAUUGAGGAAAUUAAAAAUGUUGGGAGAAGUUUGGGCAUUGAGCCAGUGAUUGUCAGAGGUGAAGAACUUGAUGAACGUGGUUUUGGAGGCAUCUAUGGAGUAGGCAAAGCAGCUGACCAUCCCCCGGCACUGGUUAUACUUAAACAUACAUCGGCAGCCGCUACUCAGACUAUAAGCUGGGUAGGCAAAGGUAUUGUCUAUGACACUGGAGGACUGUCAAUCAAAGGGAAGACUGCCAUGCCAGGGAUGAAGCGGGACUGUGGUGGUGCUGCUGCAAUCCUUGGUGCCUUUGUAGCUGCUGUUAAACUAGGUUUUAAAGAAAAUUUGAAUGCUGUGUUCUGUCUGGCAGAGAAUGCAGUUGGACCCCUAGCAACACGUCCUGAUGAUGUACAUAUCCUGUAUUCUGGGAGAUCUGUUGAGAUAAAUAAUACAGAUGCUGAAGGAAGGCUGGUUCUUGGGGAUGGGGUUGCUUAUGCCGUAAAAGAUCUGAAGUCUGAUAUUAUUCUGGAUAUGGCCACACUAACCGGAGCACAAGGCAUAUCCACCGGGAAAUAUCACUCCGCUGUACUCACCAACACGGAACAGUGGGAACAGGCAACUGUCAAAGCAGGUAAAAACAGUGGAGAUCUUGUCUUUCCUCUGGUUUAUUGUCCUGAGCUGCAUUUUAGUGAGUUUGGUAGUGCAGUUGCAGACAUGAAGAACUCAGUAGCAGAUCGUAGCAAUGCCCAGAGUUCAUGUGCAGGUCUGUUUAUUGGGGCUCAUAUUGGCUUUGACUACUCUGGAUCCUGGAUUCAUCUGGACAUUGCAUCCCCUUGUUACUCGGGUGAGCGAGCUACAGGAUAUGGGGUGGCUCUUCUGCUCUCCUUAUUUGGACGUGCUUCCGAAUCCAAGCUCCUGCAGUCUGUUUCACCAUUAGGAAGUCUAGUAGAAGACCAACUUGUCGAGAAUGCCAGCAAGAAGAUUAGAUUGGUAUAAAAACGUUCUGCAGAAUUGCCGUCUAAGUCCCAAGUUGAAAAGCUACAAGUUCUCUGUCAUUGCUUAACUGCUACCUCCAAGUUGUUACUAAAGAGUAGUUGCCAAAAUUAACAGGUAACAUUGAUUACCUAAUAUUUACACACCAGUGAAUAGGUGUUCAAUGAAAAUGAAAUAUAUGUAGGUGUAAGAUAUAUAUUCUUAAUAUACUUUUCCUAAAUUAUUUGGAACUGGUAUUGUUAGUCCCUCUUUACUUAAAUUACAUGUUACCAAAGCUACAUUUGUUAAACAGAAUUUUAAUAUUUGUACUGAAUUCUUUGUUUUUUCUUAUGAAAUAAGGACUGUGCCUUCACUAGAAAUAAUCACUGUAUUAAAUUAUAACUGAUUGGACUCUGAUAGAGUUCAUGUGCUCAUAAGUGAAUUCAUACAGUAUUUAAAAUUUAUAUUUUGAGAAAUGUUUUGAAAUAGAAUAUGAACGUGUUCGGCAGUGGCGUACCUGAGGGCUGUUAGAAGAACACUUUAAAUAACCUAUCUUCUUCACAUCAGGUGGCGCAUAAAGACACCAGAAUGCCAUCUUUUCCUAUCAGCUGUUGCAGGUGUUGCUCUUCCCCAUGUUAUUCGUCCACGAGCAAACUACUCCACAAAAUCUUGCGACCCAGAUUCCCUCACUCCAAAAUUUUCAUAGCAAAAGAAAAUUGCCUGAGACAAGAAGCCCAGGGCUGUAAUUUCUUCACAUUCCCCUCAUUUUUUUUGUCAUGCACCCACAAUCACACUUCCUCACAAGGUAAUACAGCUUAUACAGCUGGUUUCUGGACCUUUUUCAAUUCAAUUCUCUCUCUUUAUUGGGCACACCUUGUUAAUAAUGAGCAAAAUCAUACAUUUUCUGUAACUGUUCUUAAGUUGUGGAGUGUAUUGUCGCUGUGUGUUUAGAUCCUUUUCUAAUUGGUCUGUACAUGUAGUCAAGGGCUGGCCUUGCUUCCUUUUCCCAUGGGUUGGUUCCCAGAAGAGAAACCUUCUGUAGCAAUGUCCACUAGCAAAUGCUAAUUUUUUUUUCCCUUAAGGUUCUUGAUACAUAAUAAAAUAUGCUGUCAAUAUGGUUGCAUGGUAAAAUCUCAUUUUUAAUAGAAUGCAUAGCCAAGAUUUCCAAACAGUAAUCAUUUUUUGUGGCAGCAGACCAAGCCAUAGGCUUCCUUACACUCAAAUCAUUUUAAGUAGUGCAAAUUAAUGAUCCUAAAUAUUGGAAAACCAUCUAUUUAUUUGCUUUUUAAGAUGCACAUAAAUCAGAAUAGCUGGUAGGUUUUUUUGCUUUAAUGUCUUCAGAUAACUAAAAUAUGUGAGACUGUUUAUUAUUUAUGUACAUUGGGCUUAAUGUGGAUGUGUUAUUUUAUAGGAUCAGUGGAAAGCAUAUCUCUGAAGAGCUGUUCAUAUUAACUAAGUUGUGUCCACACUAUUAAAUUUUAAUUGAUAAAUACAUUAAAUCACUCAAAUUUGUCACAUAAAAUGUGAUAGACUAGUGUGAAAAGGGCUUUAGAAUCGUUUUAAUCACAAUUACCGAACCAUUGAGGUUUUCCAAAACAAUGCCAAAUAAAGAAAAACAUCAAAUACUUUAUUUUUUACUAUAUGUUUUCUUAAAAAAUUUUUUUGUUGUAGAACUUCGAAAUUGUAGGAAAAUAUUCACAAGUCAAUUCUUAAGAAUUUGUAUGAAUAUUAGAGUAGAGAAAUAAAUAGUUUUUUGCAUAAAUUAUUCUAAGAAUUCUGUUGUAAAGUGCUAACUCUGAUUCAUUCAAUCUUUGUAGUCAAAGCAGAAUACAGUACAGUAAUAAUAAACUGUAUGUUUUGCUUUGAAACAGAUUCUUGGUGAGAUUUCACUACACUACUGCAAAAUAAUGCAAACACAGCGCGGACUGAAAUUAAGAAAAAAAAUAUGAUCAAAUUGAUGUCGGAGAGUGCCAUUUCCGGCCAUCUAGAGGUGCCAUAUCAUAAAUUUUCUUACCUCAGCCCCAACGGUUGUCUAAUAACCCUCCAUCUGUGAAAGUCCCUCCCUGCCCCCCUCGCCCAUGUCAAAUUCCUGGAUCUGCCACUGUACUGUUGAAUAAUGUGCAUUUAUAAUGCACUAGUAUCUAUCAAAGAUGCUCAUGGUACAAGAUAGUUUACUGUAGGAAAAAUACAGCAAUGCCGAUUCACUAGCCAUCUUCUGAUUGCAACGAUAUCAGUUGAUAUUACCACUACUGAAGAAAAUCAUAUGCAGAUCUAAACAAUACUGUAAUUACUCAGGUUAAAUUUCUUAUUCCACAACUAAAACAAUAGAAAGGAGACGGUGGGGGAAGAGUGGUACAGUAGAUAUAAUCCUGGUGAUGGAACCUUCAAGAAUGCCUUUGCUUGCCCAAGGAAUUGUAUGUUGCUCCUUUAGGGGUCUCUGACUACUGCUGCCCUAACAUAUGUAAGCUAAACUUAAUCUAGUACAAUAUGAAAAGUGAAACCAAUAAUUAUAUAAAUUUGUAUUUAUUAUAACGAGGAAGUGAACAAGUGGGUCUUGAGCUGAUCCUGGAUACGUUUUGCUACGUUGCUGAUAUUUGAUUUUGUACAGAAAAACAACUAAGCAUCUUUAUCUUGCCAAUCUUGUGCAUUUGUGUUGAGACAAGUGUGUACUGCAGGCCCUGUUCUGAUUGGCCUGUUGUUAAGCUUGGUUUUUAUUAAUUUUGAGUUCAAAUGUAAGUAAUUUGUUUUUAUUUUGACAUCACUAAGACAUGACAUGUAACAUCUACUACUUAUUUGAUUAUCUGUAUCUUAAAAUAAUUUUAAUCUGGUGACAAAUACUGUACUAAAUUUUUGUAGCUGAGUGUAUAAAAAUUGAUUGUAACCUUAACCAUUUGUGUAACCACUAUCGUAAUUGUUCCCCCUCCCCCUAAUUAUAAGAAACUGCUGUGUUAAAAAUGAUUGAAUUGUAAUGAAUACUAUGCUGAGUGUAAUUAUGAAACCGUUUUUGUUUGUAGUCCUCAUGUUGCAAUAAAUAACAUAAUGAGAAA